Messenger RNA from Glarea lozoyensis ATCC 20868, 294 nucleotides. RefSeq names its product 40S ribosomal protein S25. The record is from RefSeq and is a predicted model, not a curated record. NCBI's taxonomy places the organism in Eukaryota, Fungi, Ascomycota, Leotiomycetes, Helotiales, Helotiaceae. The coding region runs from base 1 to 294 and encodes 97 amino acids. The transcript is spliced from 3 exons. Gene Ontology annotation, cellular component: cytosolic small ribosomal subunit. Gene Ontology annotation, molecular function: structural constituent of ribosome.
AUGGCUCCCGCAGCAGCAGGAAAGGCUAAAGCCAAGAAGAAGUGGUCCAAGGGUAAAGUCAAGGACAAGGCCCAGCACGCCGUUAUCCUCGACAAAGCCAUCUCCGACAAACUCGCAAAGGAUGUUCAAUCAUACCGUCUCGUCACCGUUGCCGUCCUUGUCGAUCGUCUAAAGAUUAACGGAUCCCUCGCAAGAAAGUGUUUGGCGGAUUUGGAGGAGAAGGGUGUUAUAAAGAAGGUUGUUUCGCACAGCAAAUUGAACAUCUACACUCGUGCGGUCGCUGCCGCAGAAUAA